Syzygium oleosum is the source of this 1538-nucleotide messenger RNA. RefSeq names its product light-harvesting complex-like protein 3 isotype 1, chloroplastic. Bases 792 to 1313 code for a protein of 173 amino acids. The transcript has 3 exons. Lineage: Eukaryota; Viridiplantae; Streptophyta; Magnoliopsida; Myrtales; Myrtaceae. The record is from RefSeq and is a predicted model, not a curated record.
CGUAUUGCUUUUAAAAUCAGUGGACCAUCAUAUCCCCAAAGAUAUCAAUUGCUAUCAAACUCCUUUAUAAUGUCUUGGCUGUUGAAUUUGGUGCUAUCUAAUAGUCAAUACUCAGAAUUUUACUCUCAUCCAAAUCAAACUAUUACUUCAAGUUGUGGUCAUAGAGUGAAAGCAUCAGCGGAUAAUGUGGCUCAACUCAGGCAGUCCGGGACGAUACCUAACAAAGUUGGGAUGAGAAGGUUAAAGAAAAAGAGAAGGCAGGGGAGAUCAGGAUUGUAGAGCUUUGCCCAUGAACUCUACUGACACGAGCAGCGGUUGGAAGAUAAUCUUAUUUAUUUUCAGCAUGGGCCUCAUUACAUGCUUCCCACGGUCACAUGACCCAGUGAAGUGGUAAGAGAGAGAGUGUUAACGAAACAAGAGACAAAAACGAAGGAACAGCCAUCUUAGCUCCAGAUAGCCAUGGCUUCCGUUGCCAUUUCUGCAUCACUGCACAGAGCUUGUAGCUUGAAUCAUGUCCCAAGGAGACAGCAACUCCGGCACUCAGUGGGGAUGAAGCAAGCAACCAAUGUGGUUACCGUGGAUGGGGAGGGUCCGGCGAAAGGGCUCAUGCUCAAUGUUACUGAACAUAAGGAUAAUGCAGCUUCAGGAGAAGAUAGAUUCAGGGACGAGCGAUGGACGAACGGUUCCUGGGAUCUGAACAUGUUUGUCAAGGACGGAAAGAUGGACUGGGAUGGAGUCAUUGUUGCCGGUGAGAGAUAAUUGAAUCCACCUUACUUUUACCUUGGGUCAGAAUGCUAAUUAACAAAGUGAUGAGCUCCUCAAGAUUGGGCUUACUCGUUAGAAAAGCAGUUAUUGUUAAGCUGUUGGUGAAUUUCCUGCAUAAUUGGAUGUUCAUGUUUCACUUCACAGAAGCAAGGAGGAGUUUUCUUGAAGUGUAUCCAGAAGCCGCAACAAAUGAAGAUCCUGUGCUGCUCAGGAGCUCCAUAAUACCAUGGUGGGCAUGGAUACGCCGGUCCCAUCUCCCUGAAGCAGAGCUUUUGAAUGGUCGAGCUGCGAUGCUCGGGUUUUCCAUGGCAUACAUGGUGGACGCCUUGACGGGGAUGGGCGUGGUAGGCCAGACAGGCAAUGUCCUGUGCAAGGCAGGAGUGUUCGCGACUGUGGUUGCAGUGCUGUUCUUCAGGCGAAACCAAGACAUCGAAACGUUUAGGAAGCUCGUGGAUGAGGCCACUUUCUACGACAAGCAAUGGCAAGCUUCAUGGCAAGAUGAAGCUGGAAGUGCAAGUGCUUCAGAUUCUUCAGCAGAGAAGAUGUGAUUGCAGUGUUGGCUGAUGUUUGGACUAAUGUUCCAGACCUCUUUGGUUUUGUAACUGAAACAAAUCUUUAAGCCAAGCCAUCUCUUGAAGAAUUAUGCCCCGGUCACUCCCUAUGCAGAGUACACAAAUAAGUGCAAUCAAAAUGAAACAGACACUGAUGGUUCAUACUGAUUUCAUUGUUCCAGCUUUCACCCACUAUUUGAAUGACGAUUCUCCUUUUAAUUU